Molecule: messenger RNA, 588 nt
Organism: Amoebophrya sp. A25
Lineage: Eukaryota; Dinophyceae; Syndiniales; Amoebophryaceae
Source: the annotation of a GenBank genome assembly
AUGCGCUGUUUCGAUGAGAAAGGCCUCACGUUCGCAGACGAAGACCUUGCUGGAGUAUACGAAAGUCGCUGUGUGAUUUGCGCCAUCGCGAUCCCUGAAGAGGUAGCGGCUUACGCGCGAAAUGGAGGCUCUGGGUCAUGCGCUGGACUUGAGAGAAGGGGAGCACGUCGAGAAGAUAAUAACGUGGGCGACAGCAGCACACGAGGGAUACAAAGGACAACAGGAGUUAUGGCAGAUUUUCCAUCAAGAAAUUACUUACCUUAUAAUUAAUAUGAUCUUGUUCUGUACUGUCAUUUCAGUAGUUGGAGAAAGUAGUAAGUGACAGUGACAACAAGGGCAACUCCUCUCUCUUUAUGUCACUUAUAAUCAAGAAGAAUGAGUGUCAAUGUUGAUCUUCUUCGUCUUACUUCAAGUUCAAGACCUUACUCGGUUGUUGAGUGCAAGAAUGAAAGGCGGGUCAGCACGACAGAAGAUACUAGAAGUACUACGAGGCAGCUGCUGCUCUAAAGCAAGCAGUAUCGUGGGAAAUUUUCAUUGGUCCAGUUUCGCGAGUAGUACUAGAGCAGGCAGAGAUGGAGCGGCAGGCGG